AUGAUAACUAGCAAGAUCGAGGAAUUGAAAGAACUGAUUGAGGGGUCUAGAAGUAAAGGCAAGGAACGACGAUGCACGUAUAAAGACUUCAUGGCGUGCAAUCCUGCAACGUAUGAUGGUAAAAUUGACCCGAUCGCAUGCCAAAGAUGGAUUUCAAACAUAGAAGCGGUAUUUAUACGAAGUCGAUGUGAUAAGGAAGAUCAGGUGAUGUUCGCUACUGGCCAACUCACUCUUCAGGCGAAAGAUUGGUGGGAUGCGCAUAGCAAGGAAACAGGGGAAGAUAGACUCCAAAUGAUGACCUGGCAAGAAUUUAAGGAGCCCUUUAUGAGAUACAAUUGCCCUCAGUCGGCUAUUGAUAAGAUUCAGGAGGAUUUCUUGCGCCUCCGACAGAAAAACGAGUCAAUACAUGAAAUAUCAAAUAUUUUCAUGGAUAAGAUGAAGUUCUGUGGGGAUUUCAUGAAGACUGAAAGGAUGAAGAUCAAUCGCUUCUACGGGGUAUUAAAGGCGGAAUUUAGGGAAUUCAUCACUCCCUCGAAAUGUGAGACCCUUGAUGAACUUAUCAAUCUGGCACGAGAUAGAGAAAUUGAAAUUAAGAGACAAGAAGAACGCGGCGAAAAGAGAUUAAGUGAAAAAGGUGCGAGUUCGAACCCGUCUAAAAAGGGGAAGUAUCAAGAGCAAGGAAGGAAAGAUAAGUCGAAGGGUGGUAUUACGCCUUGCAAGACCUGUGGAAAACUUCAUACUGGAGAAUGUUUGUUAGGCAAGAAGGGGUGCUACAAAUGUGGUAAGGAGGGACAUUCAUCUUAUCAAUGUCCAAAUAACCCGAAGACUUGCUUCAAUUGCUUUGAAAGGGGACACAUCAAAUCGGAAUGCCCAAAACUCCAGCAAGAGUCAAAGAAAGAAGAUAAGAAGCAAGAGGGUUCUAGGGCUAAAGGGAGGAUGUUUCAAAUCACAUCCGAAGAAGCCAAGGCCCAACCGAAUGUGGUCUCAGGUAUCUUUCUAUUAAACUCCAUACCGGUUUAUGUUUUUUUUGAUACCAGAGCCACUAUGUCGUUUAUUUCUAAUGAAAUCGUACAACAUCCUUCAUUUAAGAUUGAACGAUUGUCGAUGCCUCUAGAAGUAGAAAUAGCCGAUAGUAAGAUCUAUAUGUUACACGAGAUAUGUAGAAAUUGA
Molecule: messenger RNA, 1170 nt
Organism: Helianthus annuus (common sunflower)
Lineage: Eukaryota; Viridiplantae; Streptophyta; Magnoliopsida; Asterales; Asteraceae
Exons: 1
Coding region: 1-1170 (389 amino acids)
Molecular function (GO): zinc ion binding; nucleic acid binding
Source: RefSeq, a predicted model, not a curated record